Messenger RNA from Aspergillus wentii DTO 134E9, 1665 nucleotides. RefSeq names its product IMP 5'-nucleotidase ISN1 (gene isn1). The record is from RefSeq and is a predicted model, not a curated record. Gene Ontology annotation, biological process: nicotinic acid riboside biosynthetic process; nucleotide metabolic process; inosine salvage. Gene Ontology annotation, molecular function: magnesium ion binding. The coding region runs from base 134 to 1381 and encodes 415 amino acids. Lineage: Eukaryota; Fungi; Ascomycota; Eurotiomycetes; Eurotiales; Aspergillaceae. The transcript has 8 exons.
CAGCGCCUGACAGUGCCUGACGUGCAUUCUUUAUCUGGCUUGGCGCGACAGCUCAUCCCCGCCAUUUCAGUCGAUCCCUUCAGCUCCGAUAAACACUCUGUCCUUCUUCCAACUUCCAUCAUUUGCCAUCGCCAUGACUACCCGCUACCGUGUUGAAUAUGCCCUCAAGUCCCACCGCCGGGACCAAUUGAUUGAAUGGAUCAAGGGUCUGCUGGCUGUCCCCUUUGUGCUGCACUCGCAGCCCACCGCCGUCUACCAGGAACACAGCGAGAAUCUCAUCGCCGUCGCCGCUGAUACCCAUCAACGCUACGCGGAGAUUUUCCGGGAUGUUGAAAACCUCAUAUCCGAUCAUAUCAAACAUGAACGGGACAACGCCCCUGGCAAAUCCAAGCUGAAGCUUCUUGUUCCCAGCGUCGGAUCUUUCUUCACACCAAUCCCGCUUGCGGAUGCUUUCAAUUACCAGGAUAAGAAACGCUUCAUCAGUCGGAGACGCUUUGUCGCUCCCUCCUUCAACGACAUUCGAUUGAUCCUCAACACCGCCCAGCUUUUCGGUAUCGUCCGCUCCAACGGUCUGCAACUCGUCACGUUUGACGGUGAUGUGACCCUCUACGACGAUGGCGCCUGCUUGACGGAAGACAACCCAGUCAUCCCUCGCAUCAUCCGUCUCCUUCGCCAAGACUGUAAGAUCGGCAUCGUCACUGCAGCCGGUUACACAGAGGCGGAGAAGUACUACCACCGGCUCAAGGGAUUACUCGACACCGUCCACGAUUCGUCUGUUCUGACAGAGACGCAGAAGAAUGGCCUGAUCAUCAUGGGCGGAGAAAGCAACUUUCUCUUCCGCUACGACCAGUCCUCCCCUCACCGCCUCUUCUAUGUGCCACGCAGCCAAUGGAUCCUGGAAGAGAUGCAGCUCUGGCAGGAACGAGACAUUACCGAAUUAUUGGACAUUGCGGAAUCAUCUCUGCGGGCAUGUGCUUCUAAUUUGAAUCUGCCAGUCGCCGUCCUCCGGAAGGAUCGCGCGGUCGGUGUGUAUCCAUUGGACAGAAGUAAAAUCCAUCGCGAGCAAUUGGAGGAGACAGUUCUGGUUGUACAGAACACAGUCGAGCGGUCUCAAGUUGGCUCCCGGUUGCCAUUCUGCGCUUUCAACGGAGGAAAUGAUGUCUUUGUCGACAUUGGCGAUAAAUCCUGGGGUGUACGUGCCUGUCAGCAAUAUUUUGGCAACAUAGAACGAACCAAGACUCUCCACGUCGGUGAUCAAUUUUUGUCAGCUGGCGCGAAUGACUUCAAGGCUCGUUUGGCAUCAACCACAGCUUGGAUCGCAAGUCCGGCAGAGACGGUUCAACUUUUGGAUGAACUGGAGGAGCUGGAGAAGGCUUUAUGAUUGUGUAUAGGUUAAUCCUAUAUCUACAAGUACACGCGCAGCUUGUUCUAUAAGUACACCGCACAUUCGACAUGAAUAUCAGAAUUUUGUUAUUCCCGGCCAUUAGGCCAUUGGAUAUUAUCUAUAACAGAGAACACCAAUUGACUCCAGCCAUGCAUACCAGUAUUAUCAGUAUCCUUUGAGGAAUCGUGGAGUUUAGACUCGGUUACUACGAACUAUCAUUGAAUUGAAAUGGAUCAACAUGAAAGAUACUCUCAUCUUUUUACUCGUGGUUUUGAGGGUAG